AUGUCAGGUAUUCUCACAUUCAGAUGAUUCUCUCAUUGAGUAAGAACACUUGCUACGGGGAAGUUUAAUAUCAUAUUUAAACCCUCUUUUCAGAUUCAGGCUCCAACAGCAAGACAGUUGUAGAGCAGUCUGUGUCUGAUUCAGUCCAGCUAGGAGACUCUGUGACUCUGAACUGUACAAUACACACUGAGACCUGUGCAGGAGAACACAGUGUCUAUUGGUUCAGACAUGGCUCAGGAGAAUCCCGUCCAGGAAUCAUUUACACCCAUAGAGACAGGAGUGAUCAGUGUGAGAACAGCCCUGAGGCUGGGUCUCCUACACAGAGCUGUGUCUACAACCUCCCCAAGAGGAACCUCAGCCUCUCUGAUGCUGGGAUUUACUACUGUGCUGUGGCCUCAUGUGGGGAGAUACUGUUUGGGAACGGGACAAAGCUGAACGUUCAAGGUAAACCUCUUAUGCUCUUUUGA
Coregonus sp. 'balchen' is the source of this 467-nucleotide messenger RNA. The record is from the annotation of a GenBank genome assembly. NCBI's taxonomy places the organism in Eukaryota, Metazoa, Chordata, Actinopteri, Salmoniformes, Salmonidae.